AUACCAAUCUAACGACAAAGCAUUGUAGGAACCCGCUUUUCGCAAGUGGAAAAAUAUCACAAUGUUGCUAACAGCACAAUGCCUAGUUGUUGCGCGAAAAGAAAAUCGCAAACAUGCCGAGCACCACAGGCUCAAACGCGCCGUCCAUGGUGCUGUCCGAUUUUGGGUCCGGGUCCGGGUCCGGGUCCGGAAACAGCACUUCCGCGACCCAAUCAGGGACCCUGGCCGCCUACAUUUACAACACCGACGGUCCCGCCGACCGGUUCGUGCAGCCCUACCCCGAGUCACAGACCGAUCGGUUGGCCAGGCUGGACCAAGAGACGGCAGCCCUGCAGCAGAGGGCUCGCCCUCCGAAUGGGCACCAGGCAUCUCGAACGCCUCGCAAGCUCUGCAGGCGCCGCGGUGACGUGCUGUCACCGGCGGCUACUGAGUCGGUGAUGCACAAGAAAUCCCAUGCCAUGCUUUUCUCCAACCGCCAUUCGAUGCGGGGCCUUGCGCAGCAGACGGCCCUCAGCGCCGCCUCUCCUUGCCCUCGCCCCUAA
Molecule: messenger RNA, 542 nt
Organism: Gaeumannomyces tritici R3-111a-1
Lineage: Eukaryota; Fungi; Ascomycota; Sordariomycetes; Magnaporthales; Magnaporthaceae
Exons: 3
Coding region: 114-542 (142 amino acids)
Source: RefSeq, a predicted model, not a curated record